Molecule: messenger RNA, 465 nt
Organism: Priceomyces carsonii
Lineage: Eukaryota; Fungi; Ascomycota; Pichiomycetes; Serinales; Debaryomycetaceae
Gene: TIM17
Product: protein transporter
Exons: 1
Coding region: 1-465 (154 amino acids)
Biological process (GO): protein import into mitochondrial matrix
Cellular component (GO): TIM23 mitochondrial import inner membrane translocase complex; mitochondrial inner membrane
Molecular function (GO): transmembrane protein transporter activity
Source: RefSeq, a predicted model, not a curated record
AUGUCAGCAGAUCAUACUAGAGAUCCAUGUCCCCUCGUUAUUUUGAGUGAUUUUGGUGGUGCAUUUGCCAUGGGUGUCAUUGGUGGAUGUGUGUGGCAUGGUGUCAAAGGAUUCCGUAAUUCUCCAUACGGUGAGAGAGGCUACGGUUCAUUGUCAGCUAUUAAGUCGAGAGCACCAGUUGUAGGUGGUAACUUCGGUGUUUGGGGUGGAUUGUUUUCUACUUAUGAUUGUAUGGUUAAAGCUGUUAGAAAAAGAGAAGACGCUUGGAAUGCUAUCAUUGCCGGUUUCUUUACAGGAGGCUCUUUGGCUUUCAGGGGUGGCUGGAAACAUACCAGAAAUUCUGCUAUAACCUGCGCUUGCGUUCUUGGUGUUUUCGAGGGUGUUGGAAUGCUUGCUCUGAGAAUGUUCGCGCAACCAACGGUGGCACCAGCGUACCCUGAAGAACCUUCUAAAUUGGCAGCAUGA